Apiotrichum porosum is the source of this 927-nucleotide messenger RNA. RefSeq lists its product as uncharacterized. Gene Ontology annotation, cellular component: membrane. Gene Ontology annotation, biological process: nitrite transport; transmembrane transport. The record is from RefSeq and is a predicted model, not a curated record. The transcript is spliced from 8 exons. Gene Ontology annotation, molecular function: high-affinity secondary active nitrite transmembrane transporter activity. Lineage: Eukaryota; Fungi; Basidiomycota; Tremellomycetes; Trichosporonales; Trichosporonaceae. The coding region runs from base 1 to 927 and encodes 308 amino acids.
AUGGACGCACUAAGCCCAGCAGAAGUCACAGCAGGCUUUGUGAACACUGGCGCGAAGAAGGCCGCUCAGCCCUACUAUGUCUCCUUCUUCAAGGCGUGGAUGGCCGGCUGGAUGCUCUGUUUCGGAGCCAUGCUUGUGCAGCUCAUCCAAGGUGGCUCUGGCACUCUGCGAACCGACUACCCGGCCUUGAUUUCGCUUCUUGCAGCAUUCUUCUUUCCAGUCGGUCUCCUGAUGCUUGUCAUGACGGGCCAGGAGCUUGUCACGGCCCACCUCAUGUUUAUGCCGAUGGCCUUGCUUAAGCGCCGUAUCAAGGCCUGGGAGCUCCUGGUCAAUUGGAUUGUUGUCUUCUUCGGCAACUUGGCGGGCGCGCUGUGCUACGUCGCUUUCAUGGGGCACUACUCGCACCUGUACAACACGGACGCGUUGAUCAAGUACUCGCAGACCGUGUCCAUUUCCAAGACGGGCGAAGGCUGGGGCCCCUGUGUUCUGCGAGGCAUCGGUUGCAACUUCCUUGUGUGCACCGCAGUGUGGCUGGGUGCCGGAUCGCGCGAAAACUCGUCAAAGAUCAUGGCCAUCCACUUUCCCGCUAUGCUCUUUGUGUUCCUCGGCUUCGAACACGUCGUUGUUAACAUGUACUACAUUCCGAUGGGAAUGCUCAACGGCUCGGGAGUCAAGGUGUCUCACUACAUUGCCCAGUCCAUGAUUCCAAGUCUAAUCGGCAACAUUAUCGGUGGCUGCCUACUUGGUAUCCCUAUGGUGCUCUUCUAUGAGUCGCCUGAGCUUCCGCUGUUCGAUCGGCUUCCCGGCCGCAAGAGGAGUGCUCGCAGGCCGUCUGUCAUCGUCGAGCGCUCGAGCGGGCAGGUGACUCCCAUUGACAACCAAUCCGUUAUCGACCACAGUGUUAAGCCUGGCAAGGAGCGCUCAUAA